UCUCUCUCUCUCCUCUCUCUCACAUCACAUCAUAUACCACCGGAUCAUUUUCUCUCACCUCUCACUGCUCACUCUCUUUCUCUUCUCUUCUGGCAUUUUAUCUCUCCCAUAUGCUUUCUGCGCCCUAAGCUCCUCGCUCUGUUCUCAUUCUUCUUGUCUGCACUUCCGGCAGGGAGCGCGGGACUGAGAAAGCGGAGGAAAGCCAGAGACAAGUAGCGCGGAGGACGGGACCGCCCGGGGGUGUUGUAAGAAAGGAGAUCUUUCCGGGUUGUCGCCGUCUGGUAACCUCCGCAAUCGAUCGCAGAGAUAUAAGAAUAUAGUUGAUCUUUUAGGAUCUGCAAUGGAGCCAUUAGCACUUAGUUCAAUAAGCAACGGGCACGUAGCAGCUAGUAACGGGGCUGCGGUGACCGGAAACGGAUCUCAGAUGGUAAGCACGCCGUGCGCGGGAUGCAAGUUUCUCCGCCGGAAAUGCCAACCCGAUUGCGUCUUCGCGCCCUACUUUCCACCCGACGAGCCACAGAAAUUUGUUAACGUUCACCGCGUCUUCGGGGCAAGUAACGUGACAAAGAUCCUCAACGAGCUUCACCCAUUGCAGCGCGAGGAUGCGGUGAACUCACUCGCUUAUGAGGCGGAGAUGAGGCUUCGCGAUCCGGUUUACGGAUGCGUUGGUAUUAUUUCUGUGCUGCAGCAUCAGCUGAGGCAGCUGCAAAUGGAUUUAUCGAGGGCGAGAUCGGAGCUAUGUAAGUAUCAGGCAGCGGCGGCCGGGAUGGAGCAGCUGUGGGGGCCUAUGGGGCAGAAUCAGCAGCAGCAGCACCAGCAACAACAAAGGGUGGUGAUGAUGAGAGGGUAUGGAGGGGGGCCUGAGGUGGGGGGUUAUGAUGUGGGGUUAAUGACGGCAGCGGCAUUCGGCGGGCAGUUUGGACGGUUUUCGGGGGCGGCCGGAGGUGACGAUCGACAGAGCACUCUUGGCUCAUCCUAGAGGAGUUGCAGGUUCGAGAGCCAAGUGAUGAAGGAUUUCUCGAAUAAUGAGAUCAAACAGUAGAUAGAGGCUUGGAUUUUUCCUUCCAUGGAAUCCAUUUACCAGAAAUAGAAUUUAGUCUUCGUUUGCCAGCUCGAUCUUGCUACAUGUCAAAACUUGGUGUCUGUAUUGAUUGUAAUCUCCUCUUUCUCCUUCCAAACUCAGAUCGAUGACUGUAUCUUUGUCUCCAUUUUUAAUAGUUCUCCAUUAAAUGUUACCGCAAUUUAGCUACUUUAAUUUCUUCUUUGUAAAUCGAUGUAGUAUGUUUGAUCUGCCA
Molecule: messenger RNA, 1295 nt
Organism: Dendrobium catenatum
Lineage: Eukaryota; Viridiplantae; Streptophyta; Magnoliopsida; Asparagales; Orchidaceae
Product: protein ASYMMETRIC LEAVES 2
Exons: 3
Coding region: 341-979 (212 amino acids)
Source: RefSeq, a predicted model, not a curated record